AUGUACACCGGGGAUCAGGUUACAUCUAUGCCUCCCCCGCCUCACCGCAAGGAUGAGUCUAGCAUUCGCCGCCGACUCUCGUCCUCCAGUCGCCGCGGGCUCGAACCGGGCAGCCGGACGACGGCCGAGACGGAAAGCCCCAAUGAAAUGGUCACGCGUCGUGAGAUUGAGGAAAAGAACGUCGAGGUCGGCAAGUGGCUCACCGGUAACGUCGUGCAGAGCCCUCCCGCGGAGCAAUCUUCAUCGUCCAUUGCCCAGCUCGACAAAGCGGACCCCAACAGACCGGACGACGACAAGAUUGCCCUCGGCGACCAAACCGAGAACAAGUAUCUGUCUAAUCAGGUCUACUUUCACCCCGGAGGCGGCGAAAUGACCCAGACAGACCUUGACAUCUUACACGCCAACAGCAAGUGGGGCGACGCGCCCAUGUCACAUCCCAUCAGUAGUCAGGGCGAGCGCUUCCAGCCUGAGUCCUCCCAAGCGGCCAUUGCAAGAUACAACAAGAUGUGGGACAACGAGUCGAUCGUUUCCAAGGCUGCGACGUGGGGUACGCGCCGGCGUAGUCUCCCGAGCUUGCUCGAUGUCGACAUCGAAAGCGUAACGAGUGGCAAGCUUCUCAAGAAGCUCAGCAUUGCUCGUGGUGAAGGCACUCGCCCCGACCGAGGUGUGCGGCGGCCUAGUCUGCUGCAAGACUUGCGAGGCCUCGUCAGGCGGCCCAGCGGCAGUGGACUUCUCAAGCGAUCCAGGAACAACAACGGAGAGGAGAGCCCUCAGCCGGGUGGUAGCCAGAGCCCUGAACGGCGUGACAGCACACCGCACCUGGCACCGCCGUCACGCACCUCGAGCUGGGGUAACAAGAAGGGCCCAGUACCCAGCAUCAACACUGCUCUCGUGUCGAUGGGCAAUAGUGUCGCGUCAAUCGGCACGACCCACGCACGGAACAGCUCCAUCAGCGCGACGUCCAUCACCUCGCCCAGGAGCCCUUUCAACAACACUUUGCAAGUGAAGAACACCCUCCGGCGUCCGAGGAGCAAGUCGGAUCUUCCAAAACCCAGUCCCAGCAACGAGACGCACUCCAAUUUGGUUGGUAUGUGGCGGAAGACUGGCGGCCCACCCGUUGCGACCUUGGCUACGAGCACCAACGUAGACGUCGAGGACGAGGACGAGGACGAGGACGACGGCGAUGACGGCGACAUGAAGAUCGAAUCGAACAGGACCAUCAGCGACAUCACGCCCACGUUUGCCGGGUUCCAGCAGCACAUCCUACGACUAAACCCAAGCCUGGAGACGAGUUGCAACUAUCUGGUGGAGCGGAUCGCCCACCAGCAGAUCAUCCGCUACAAGCAACUGCUCAACUUCAAGAAGAAACACUUGCAGGCCGGUGCCGACUGCUCAUGCGGACCUCUUUGUGUGGCUUUGGGUGGGAGUGCCACGAUUCUUGAUCAGAAAGGCGCCCCCAAGAGCCUGGACCCGUUGUCGGCCAGCUAUGACAUUGACGAUGGCGAUAUGACGCCGAUCGAAGGUGCCAUUACGCAAGAAAGCUUUCCCACGGAUAUUCCGAUGCCACUCACUCCGAGUCUUCCAGCCGAAUUCGAAUGCCAGCUCUGCUUCCAAGCUAAGAAGUUCAACAAGCCUUCUGACUGGACGAAGCAUGUUCACGAGGAUGUCCAGCCAUUCACGUGCACCUGGGACCGAUGCCGGGAUCCAAAGAUUUUCAAGCGCAAGGCGGACUGGGUGCGCCACGAGAAUGAAGGCCACCGUCACCUCGAAUGGUGGACGUGUGACGUGGAGGACUGUACCCACACGUGCUACCGUCGCGACAACUUCCUGCAACAUCUGGUGCGCGAGCACAAGUUUGCCGAGCCCAAGUUCAAGAACAAGGCUGCAGUGAAGCAGCAGAGUUCUGACCCUACCUGGCAAAAGGUGGAGCAGUGUCAUAAAGACACGCCGGUGAAGCCUCAGGACGAGCCGUGCCGGUUCUGCGGAAAGUCAUUCCCCUCUUGGAAGAAGCUCACAGUCCAUCUCGCCAAGCACAUGGAGCAGAUCAGUCUCCCUGUCUUGCGUCUCGUGGCGGAGAGAGAACUCGAGCCAGAUACCAUCAUCAGCCCCGUCCAGGAUGCCCCGCCCCGCAAUGCUUUCAACACCGCCGCGCCUUUCAACGAGUCGAUCUCCAGCCGCACCGACUUGUCGCCCCAGUUUCGGCACGGGCCGGCAACAUAUCCGCCUCCGGCUGGGCGCCCAUGCGGCCUGGUCACCGAUCCAAGGGCGUUCGGUAACAACAAUGGCGUCUCGUUCGGGUACAUAGACAACAUGCAACAGUACGACGAUUCCCUGUUCUCGUCCACGUACGGCGAUAACGGCCAAGAGCUGUAUUCGUCUCCGCUUAUUGACCAAACGAACGGAUUGGGCUUCGGCCAUCCAGACUUUCAGAACAUGGCCUUGCCGACGAAUGUGUACGGGGGAGGACAAGGACAGUACAUGACAGUGCCGCCCAGCGGGGAGCCAUUCCCAGCGCUCGACGCGGACGCCCUUGGCUUGCACCAGCCCGGUGUGGGCCAAAUGUCGAUGGACAGUUCUCUACAGUACGGCAUGUUGAUGGGACAAGGCCACGCUCACGGCCACGGCCACGGCCAAAUCUCAGCCCACCCAAACAUGGCGCAGUAUGCAGCGCAAGGCAGGACGUCGCCGUACUCGCGGUCACCGCACCAGGAGAUGAACGGCUUCUAUGCUGCUCAGUGA
Messenger RNA from Verticillium alfalfae VaMs.102, 2739 nucleotides. RefSeq lists its product as hypothetical. The record is from RefSeq and is a predicted model, not a curated record. Bases 1 to 2739 code for a protein of 912 amino acids. The transcript has a single exon. Lineage: Eukaryota; Fungi; Ascomycota; Sordariomycetes; Glomerellales; Plectosphaerellaceae.